Messenger RNA from Colletotrichum lupini, 1728 nucleotides. Its product is annotated as phthalate transporter. NCBI's taxonomy places the organism in Eukaryota, Fungi, Ascomycota, Sordariomycetes, Glomerellales, Glomerellaceae. Gene Ontology annotation, cellular component: membrane. The coding region runs from base 1 to 1728 and encodes 575 amino acids. Gene Ontology annotation, molecular function: transmembrane transporter activity. The transcript is spliced from 14 exons. Gene Ontology annotation, biological process: transmembrane transport. The record is from RefSeq and is a predicted model, not a curated record.
AUGAGAUCCACGAUCCCGAAAUUUCUGACGAGAUCCGCCGACCCGUCUUUUCUUCGUUACAUCGGAAGGACGACAUCAUCGUCAGUAAUCAUGGCGACUGUUCUGGCAAAGAAUACCUUCCAAAAGGGGGAGGCAGACCAAUCUGCCGUAUCUCUUGAAGGCAUCCCGGCUCUCGGGGCUCCCAUUGAGGAGAAACGGUUUUGGUUCCAGCGAAACAAAGAUUUCGACCCUUUCGCCGUCGCUACUCAGCCGAGUGUUUUUGACGACCCAGAUUCGGCCGAAAAAUAUCAUCCACGAGAAGACUGGGAGAACUACCAUCGCUUUGACCCUCUUGCUCGAUGGACAUGGGCCGAGGAGUAUGCUUUGGUUCGAAAGAUCGAUAUACGUAUUAUGAUAUGGGCAUGUAUCAUGUUCAUGGCGCUUGAACUGGAUCGAGCAAAUAUCAGCCAAGCAAACACGGACAAUAUGCUGGGUGAUCUGAAGAUGAGCACCAAUGACUUUAACCUCGGAAACACCGUUUUCAAGCUUGCGUUUCUUUGCGCAGAGUUGCCAUCUCAGCUUGUUUCCAAAUGGGUUGGCCCCGAUCGCUGGAUCCCUGCACAGAUGAUCCUUUGGAGUAUCGUAGCAAGUUGUCAGUUCUGGCUCAACGGAAGAGACUCAUUCCUUGCCUGCCGUGCAUUGCUGGGUCUGCUUCAGGGGGGAUUCAUCCCCGAUAUCAUCCUCUAUUUGUCGUACUUCUACAAGCAUCACGAGCUAUCGCUGAGACUUGGCUUCUUUUGGACCGCCAUGAGUAUCGCGGAUAUUCUUUCUGCGAUCUUUGCGUAUGGAUUGCUCCACAUGCGUGGCGUUCAAGGACAUUCUGGAUGGAGAUGGUUAUUCCUCAUUGAAGGGCUGUUGACACUGGUCAUUGGUAUCUUCGGCUUCCUUUUGAUGCCAGCUGGCCCUUGUCAGACUGCAAGUUGGUUUCGCGGGAAGAAGGGUUGGUUCUCUGAAAGAGAGGAAGUUAUCCUUGUCAACAGAGUUCUGCGCGAAGACCCAAGCAAGAGCAGCAUGCACAACCGCGAGCCAAUCACGCCAAGGUUGCUCUGGGACAGCCUCAAAGAUUACGAUCUCUGGCCCUUGUACAUCCUGGGCCUCACUUUCCAGAUUCCCAUGACACCCCCGUCACAGUACCUCACCCUGACGUUAAAGAACCUCGGCUUCGACACCUUUCAAGCGAAUCUCCUCGCUAUUCCGUGGACCGUUGGUCACAUGGUCACAAUGCUGGCAAUCACAUACCUGGGCGAAGUCAUCGGCGAACUCACCUUUGUCUCGAUGUCUGGUCAGGUGUGGGCACUCCCAUUUUUGAUCUACCUCAAUGUAGUCGACACAUCCGGGGUCAACAGAUGGGUUCUUUACUCCGUCAUCACGUUGCUUCUGAUGUAUCCGAAUCCUCACCCUAUUCAAGUCGGAUGGAACAGUCGCAACUCCAACACAACGGAUGGAAUUAUUUCUUCCAACAUUUACCGAUCUGACGAUGCGCCACUGUACAAACGCGGCAAUAGGUCUCUUCUCGGUAUUGUUUGCAUGAACUUGGUUCUUUACCCAUUGGUGAAGGCUUACUAUGUGUACCGGAACAAGAGACGUGACCGGAUCUGGGAAGGUAUGUCGGAAGAGCAGAGACUUGCAUACUUGGAAACAACAAAGGACGAAGGCAAUAAGCGAUUGGAUUUCCGUUUCAGCCAUUGA